GUAUGGACAAUAGGAGAACUUCUGGGUAGCUGCCACUUGGAGCAAUUUCCUGCCUCCUCAAAAUAGUGGGUUGACUUUUCUAAAGUGGGCUUCAAGAGAAAAGCCCAAUGAUAAAGCCCAACUUCACUUGUCUCUUCAUUAUAUGGGUCCUACAGAAAUGUUGAGUCGUACAAAUGCAGUCCAAAGUAAGGGGGCCUACGCAAAUUAGUGGAAGAGGAGGAAAGCAGCAUAAAGAAGAGUUACAGUAAACCACACCAAACAGAGACCGCAAAUUCAACAUCCCCCAACCAUGCUCUGUUUUUCCAUUUUCCAAACAAGCCAUUUCUCUCUGUUUUUUGAAACUCUGCUUUGGGGAAAACGACGACCAUUCUUUAACAAGUGGGUUCUGGGAAUUCCAUUAUCGUCCUUGUCCAACACUUUGUUUGAUGGGAUUGUUUGUAUCCCUUCAGCACUUCCUUUCACUCGAGCAAGCACCCCUGUUCCUGUAUUGUACCAGUCUUUUGGCAGCUACACCGACCACAAAUAUGAUGUCUCAUCCUAAGUUCGGAGCACAAAUAAUGGCACCCCCCCAUGUUCUUUAAUUCCCACUUCUCAUAAAACUAUUUAAAGUGUUUCUUCUUUUUCCUUGAAUACUCUCUUUCAAGCUUUCAAUCCUGCAUUUACUCUUCACACCCCACAACCAAUUUAGGCCCCACCCCCUCUAUCGCCUCAUCUUUCACUUACUCCCCAACCAAUCCUUUAUAUGUAUAUAAAUACACAUCCUCUGUUGCAAAGAAUAUGAAUAUGAUAUUCUUUUUUAUUGACAUGAUGAAGGAGCAGCCAUGAGAGGUUGCCAUGAGACUCGCUCUUCUUCUUCUUGUGCAGCCUGCAAAUUGCUCAAGAGAAGAUGCACUCCCACUUGUAUAUUUGCGCCUUAUUUUCGGUCUGAUGAGCCUAAGAAGUUUGCUAAAGUUCAUAAGGUUUUUGGGGCCAGUAAUGUGAGCAAGAUUCUGACUGAGGUGCCUGAGGAGCAGAGAGAGGACACUGUGAACUCUUUGGCUUAUGAGGCUGAGGCCAGGCUGAGAGACCCUGUUUAUGGCUGCAUCGGUGCCAUAGCUCUGUUACAGACUAAAAUGGUGGAGCUUCAACAUGAUCUUGCCAUUGCCAAAGCUCGCCUUGCUCGUUAUGCUGAUUCUGAUCAUAAUUAUAACACCUUUUCUUCUUCUUCUUCUUCUUCUUCUUCUCCUUCUUCUUUGGGUGUUUUGGAAAAUUGUGUUGUUAAUAUGCCUUAUGGUGGAUUGAGCAUCGCUGCAGGGCAGAGCUCUUCCGCAAUCACCCAAUAUGGAUAUUUAUGUGACUUCACCCACUUUCCUUAUCCAUUUAAAGCUUGAAACUUUGAACUCUCUCUCUGUCUCUCUGUCUCUAUCAUCAGGGUUUGAUGAAGAAUUUCAUUUUUUUGUUUCUGUAUAAAGAAGCCCAACUUGAUUGUAGUUGAGAAUUUCUGUUAUGAUA
Messenger RNA from Cucurbita maxima (winter squash), 1491 nucleotides. Its product is annotated as LOB domain-containing protein 21-like. The coding region runs from base 822 to 1370 and encodes 182 amino acids. The record is from RefSeq and is a predicted model, not a curated record. NCBI's taxonomy places the organism in Eukaryota, Viridiplantae, Streptophyta, Magnoliopsida, Cucurbitales, Cucurbitaceae. The transcript has 2 exons.